Messenger RNA from Ostrinia furnacalis (Asian corn borer), 651 nucleotides. RefSeq names its product cuticular protein RR-1 motif 49 (gene CPR49). The record is from RefSeq and is a predicted model, not a curated record. Gene Ontology annotation, molecular function: structural constituent of chitin-based larval cuticle. Gene Ontology annotation, cellular component: chitin-based extracellular matrix. Bases 8 to 433 code for a protein of 141 amino acids. The transcript is spliced from 3 exons. Lineage: Eukaryota; Metazoa; Arthropoda; Insecta; Lepidoptera; Crambidae.
AACGGCGAUGCGCACUGAGACCGGCACAGUCAGCAGCUGCCUUCAGCUCAUCCUUCUUCCUUUCAUACAAACACAUACAUCAAACAAAAUGCACAAAAUCGUGAUCUGCGCCCUUGCCGUUGCGGUGGCUGUGGCCAUGGCUGCCCCCCAGCAACACGACCAGUACCCUGUGCAAAUCCUGAAGCAGGAGGCUGACGUCAACCCUGAGGGUUAUCAAUUCCAGUUUGAGACCAGCGACGGCACGUCCCGCCAGGAGCAAGGGACUCUCAAGCAGAUCACAGAGGACCACAAGGCCAUUCAAGUGCAGGGCUCGUACAAAUACACGGCUCCAGACGGUCUAGUGUACACGGUCACGUACGUGGCUGACGAACACGGCUUCCAGCCACAGGAGCACGUUGACCAGCCUCAAGGCCAACAACAACAGUACCAGUAAGACCAAUAUUGGUCCAAAACACAUCAAACAUUUGGCAAUCAUUCAAUCAAAAUUCAUACGUUUGAUCGUCAUAGAUCGAAUUUUACUGUCAUCGAUUGUGUAGGUUUUACUACGCAUGCUCAUUAAAAUCAUUGUUUUAUGUUUGUUCAUAUUUUUGUACACUCAAUUGUUGAUUUUCUUAUUUUUUAUACAGAAAUAAAAUAUUUUUUAUUUAAAUA